AUGGGGAACUCACAACGCCUUAUGGGGCCAGGUUCUUUUGAGGACAGCGCAGAUGAGUCGCGCGGGACGGUGGACGCACGACAAUCGAGCUGGACGACGUGCAUCAGCAGCCGUCGCCGCCGCCGCUGGGCUCGUUGCUCCACGACGAUGGCGCACACAUGGCCGGAAGCAUGGAUGGCGUUGGCGGGGCUGGGCGGCGGAGUGCGUGCAUGGAUCAAGAUGCGAUGGGGAGGUGUGUGCGGAACGGUGCGACAGGGGCUGCUGGCGGCGAUAGCGGGCGGCCGCGGGCACGUUGAAAGCGGAAGUCCAGAUGCGCUGGGCGCCAAUCGAGGCCGGAGCAUUUCGCCGGGGGCCCAGCCAUCGUCAAUCGAAGCCGCGGCUGGGGCAGCGGGCGGCGGCGCAAUCCCAGCGCGUGCAGCUGACCCUGACUCCGCUCCCUAUAGCGUGCCGCGCGCGCAGGCGAUGCUUGGCAUGGUGUUGCAGCCACCAGCGCCGCCUGGCGAAUGCCGCCGCCUGCCUGCGCCCCUGGCCGCCCGCUGA
Molecule: messenger RNA, 540 nt
Organism: Mytilinidion resinicola
Lineage: Eukaryota; Fungi; Ascomycota; Dothideomycetes; Mytilinidiales; Mytilinidiaceae
Exons: 1
Coding region: 1-540 (179 amino acids)
Source: RefSeq, a predicted model, not a curated record